AUGGCGGCGCCGCCAUUUAUCGUUCCAACGCUCAGUCCAACCGGUGCCAUCUACUUUGCAGCAGUUGGGCAGAAUGCAACCGUACAGGAUAUCAUAACGGAACUCUCGGAGAUGGAAGAAGUCGUCGAGAGCGUGUUAGGUGACUUGCAAGCAGGCGGCUGGGGAGUACAAAAGAUCCGCAGGCCACCGGGUGAUGGGAGCGCUAUCAGUGACGACGAACUCAAACAAUACGGGAAUGGAUUACUCGCGAGUACAGAGCUUGUCAAGCCCCUUCUUGGACCGAGUAAACCACCCGCGAUGCAGCGACAUUUCUCUGCAUUCCCGUUGAGCUCUCAUCUUCAUACACCUCCGAUACGGCUGGUUUCACUUCAUCCACUCCUUCAUGUGACGCUGCGUUCCAUGCGAAUUCCCGACCUUGAAGACGACAUCGACAUCGAGUGGUUCCUUGCACGAACAACCACAGCAGAAGAAGUGGUCAACACGGUCACGGAAGAGCUAGGCCUACCCAAGGUCAUCUCUGGUCCCGGUGGCGGAACUGUGGACUAUGUCCUUGAAGAGGCAUGGAUCACUACAGAUGGGGAAGAAGUCACGACACGAGUGUCCAACUCUGCUAUUCUCUCUCAUGUACUUGAGACUCCCCUAAAGGCGUCGCCAUCAACCGGAGCACAGCGACAUAUACGGAUAUGUGUUCCUGAUGAGUGGUAUCGAAGAGCUAAAUCUCGCUCUCUCUCCCUUACACCCCUGGAAUCUGAUGGUCCACAGCAAGACACCUCUACACUAUCAGAGGAUGACAAUGAAGGAACAGAAAAGCAGCGGCCAAAGGCUAGUAGCGUGCAGAGAGUCUCGCAAGAUACUCAGCAAGCCAGACAAUCCAGCCGCUUCAGCUUAUUCGAGGGUUGGGGCACCAUAACAUCACCGCCUGCGUCCACAAGGCCACUCUCACAGGUUCUUACAGGAGAUAGGAGCAGUAUUAGUGUGCCAGUCGCUGUUUUGGAGAUUCAGAAGACGGGAUUGGGUAUCGACACCGACCAGGACGCCCUCGGCGAAGAGGCUGUUACAGCGGAAUUUGAAAGGAUGAUGGAUGAACUAGGCCUCAAAGAAGAUAGACGGGAGGCCAUGCGAUCAAUGCCCUUGGAGCGGAAAAAAUACCUUGUCCAUCAAAGUAGGCAAAGCAAGAUCAUGAUGGGAACGUCCACAAGUACGGCCCAAACGCCUGUCCAGACGUCUCCAGAGCCCACUCCUGCGCCGAUGUCCCCUCAAGUGACUGGUGGCCUGAUGAAGCGGUUCUCCAUUUGGGGGGGAUCUCCGACACCAGCUCCAGCACCGGCAUCGCCUUCAAACAAGGAGAUUGCAAGCGAACAGACUCCGAUUUCACCUCAGGUGACCGGAGGGCUAUGGGGAAGCUGGUGGCCAGCUACACCUAAGGAGUCUGGAGGUAACAAGGACACUGGCCGGACGCAAGCAAAGAGUGUCGAAUGGUUUGCAGACGGUCUCCGUAAUGGAAAAGCAAACGACAUGCGCCUGGCAAAGCAUCUCAUAUCCUUACGGGUUCAUCUUUCCACCGCCAAACUUCCCUGGAUCGAGAAAUUUUUGGACCAAGAAAAAGGAAUGGAUGCAUUGGCAGAGAUACUGUCAUCGUUGGUUGGCAAAAAGCGUAAGCCUACGGAAACUGAGGAACUCGUACUUUUGGAGACUAUCAAAUGCUUGCGAGUGCUACUUAAUACUUCUCCUGGAUACCCUCACGUUCUGAGGUCACCGACACUGAUCACGCACAUCACAUUCGCACUUCAUGACGCCGGUUUAAAGCUGCGAGCACUUGCAUGCGACUUGCUCGCUGCAAUAUGUGUGAUCUCUAUGAACGAAGGCCACCAAUUGGUAUUGGGAGCGCUCUCGGACUAUCGAGUUUCCUUCGAGGAACGUUUCAGGUUUGAGGAGCUCCUCUCAAUCCUCCGACUUGACGAGGACAUGAUAGCUGGGUCCGAGGAAGAAGGCAUAUGGGAAGCACGCGGCGCCACUCUGGGACUCUUAAUAGCCCUUACGAGCUGCUCAGACGUCUUGGAAGACCGCGUAAUGAUCAGGGAAGAGCUUUCGCGAAGAGGCCUCAAUGAAAUCAUGGUUGGCUUGCGGUAUAUCAAACCACCAGAUUCUCUUAUGAAGCAAUUAGAUGCAUAUGCUGAGGACAAAUACGAAGACGAGGAGGAUCUGCGCGAGCAGGCCCGAAGUGUCGGUGCGGUGCGGCCUAAUGGACAAGCAGAAGAUGGGACAACGUCACAGCUCCUUCAAUUACGGCAAUCAUAUCCAGAUCUCUUUCCGCAGAUUCAGGCGUUGCUUAAUGCUUGCGAGGCAAUUCUACAGCGGUAUAUAGAGUGGGACUUCAAACAAGAUAUCAUUGUUGCUUCGCGUAUUUUCCUCGAGCACAUUAGCCUGCUGGACAAAUUUGAUGACUGGGAACGUCUUCUGGCACAGUUUUCAUCGUCCAUACAGCAGAGUUUGCCCCAUCGGCUUCUGCAUUUAACCAACUCGGACUCGGUGGACGAUUUCAAACUGCAAAUAAAUGACUUAAGACAACGGAUAUCGAGCCUUGAGGCAGAGCUGACAACAAGAGAUUCAGAGAUAGCUUCACUUCGAUCUGCCAAUAAUCAGGACCCACCAGCUCGACAAUCUGGCAAAGCCAUAUCAGGAGAUGUUCGAGGGUUCGUCGAGCGACUACGCCAAAAGGAGAAGCAAGUAGCGCAGCUACAGACAGAGCUGGCUUCGCUAAAGUCAUCUACACCAUCAGAGGCAGACGAGCAAGCCAAGCGCGAACGUGAACGCGCCAAACUGACCAAGCUGACGGAAGAGUUGGGCAUAGCAAGAGCAAAGAUUACCGAACUUGAGGAUACCGUAACAGCAAAGAACAAGGAGGUUCUUUACCUCAAGCGCGCUUUGGAAUCUGUCUACUCGCGAUUCAAUGCGACAAACUCUUCUAAUACUGCAGAAUCUACAAGUAACAAUCCGGAAGUCGACGUCCAAGUAAUGGCCAACCACACGAUCGAGGGACUGGCUAAAAAGGAAGAAGAAAUUAAAGCCCUGAACGAUGCCAUCGACAAGCUCAAAUCCGAAUUGUCUGAAAAGCAGGCCAAUCCUCUCGAAGUGGCGACACUCGAGAAGCAGUUCAAGGCUCGUGUUGCUCCUCCACCUCCUCCACCUACUAAACCAAAGAAACCUGUGAACAAUCCCCCAUCAGUUCCAGUUCACAGUGUGCCGAGCGAGACGACAGAAGCCGCUCCCGUUCCAUUACCGCCGCCACCUCCACCCCCUAUGCCACCUGCUCAGUCGUACGCAAAUGUCCCUCCGGCCCCUCCACCUCCUCCUGCCCCUAUGCCACCUCCUUUACCGCCUCCUAUGGCCACAACUCCCACUGGAAUUUCAAUCCCCCCUCCACCACCCCCCGCGCCAGGGUUGCCUGGAGUGCCUGCUCCGCCCCCUCCACCCCCACCCAUGUCAUUGGGCAACGCUAGCAUACCGCCACCACCCCCUCCCUUUGCCAUGGGAAACAUUGGACGCCCAACAACUGCGAAGCCGCCGGGAAAGAAGCUCAAGCCGUUUUUCUGGAACAAGCUUGCACCUGUCCAGCUACAAUCGACUGUUUGGACGGAAAUUGAUGCGACACUCGCGACUAUCGACACAAAGGAACUUGAAGAUAUCUUCUCCGUGGACAAUCAACCCCCUUCAAGACAAUCGAAACGAGAAAGCAAUAAACAACAGGCGCCAACUACUCUGUUGGAUAUUACUCGCGCCAAUAACAUUGCUAUCAUGCUAUCGCGGAUCAAAUUGAGCAAUCAAGAUAUUCGGCGCGCCCUGUCAAGCGUAGACGACAGCAAGCUGUCGGUUGAUGAUCUCCAAGCAAUUGCCAGGCAGCUACCGACAAACGAAGAAGCUACACGUUUGCGUGACUUUGGUGAUCUCAGCCGGUUAGCCAAUUCGGAUCAGUACUUUGGCGAGAUUAUGAAAGUACCACGUCUGGCUGAACGUCUCGAUUCCAUGAUUUACCGCCGUAAAUUGGAACUCGAUGUUGCAGAAAUUCAGCCAGAUCUGGAAAUGGUCCGCAAAGCAGCCACAGAGCUCAGAGAGUCAACCAAAUUCAAGACAGUUUUAAGCACCGUUUUGGCUGUCGGCAACGCGCUCAACGGUAACACAUUCCGAGGUGGUGCGCGUGGCUUUCAACUCGAGUCACUCCUCAAGCUAAAGGAGACGAAGACCGCAAAGACAGGCUCAGAAUGUCCAACACUACUGCAUUAUUUGGCAAAGAUUCUGAUGCGAUCAGAUGCCUCGCUUGUCAUGUUCAUGGAAGAUUUGCCUCACAUCGAGGCAGCCGCACGGAUAUCUGUUCACACACUCAGUCUAGGUAUCGAGAAAGUUAGUGAGGAGGUCUCGAUCCACAAGGAGAUUCCAUUGGAUGCCGAAGACGGCUUCAUCAGGGUCAUGGAACCAUUCGUCAAGAGAAUGCAACCGAUGGUGUCCUCUAUCAAAGCUGCAGGAGACUCUCUCAACACAGAGCUCAAGGGUCUCCUCGUGUACUUUGGCGAAGCAAGUAACGGAUCUGAGAGCACCAAACCAGAAGACUUUUUCAAUUUAGUCAUUUCAUUCUCAUCCGCGCUGCAGAAAGCGGCACUGGAGAUGCACGAAAAGGAGGAAACGAAGCGACCACCUCUCACCCCGUCUGUCUCGAUCGAAAGGACGGAAGAGGUGCAGGAGAAUACCGUCAAGGGGCCGAAUCCAAGAACCUCCAACAAUUACCUAUCGCCUCCGAGCUCUCAAGGACGAGCUGCCGGAAACCAGACAGUCGGACGUGGAGACGUCGAUCAGGCCAUUCGGAGCAUGCGCGAAGGUCAGCGCCGGGUGCGGCCAAAUCGCCCUCUCAGCAAGAUGUUCCUCGAUGGCACCAACUCCGGUGGACGGCCCGUCAGUCGUGCCUACGACUGA
Molecule: messenger RNA, 4965 nt
Organism: Serendipita indica DSM 11827
Lineage: Eukaryota; Fungi; Basidiomycota; Agaricomycetes; Sebacinales; Serendipitaceae
Source: the annotation of a GenBank genome assembly